Salvia hispanica is the source of this 962-nucleotide messenger RNA. RefSeq names its product Calcineurin-like metallo-phosphoesterase superfamily protein (gene MAG1). The record is from RefSeq and is a predicted model, not a curated record. NCBI's taxonomy places the organism in Eukaryota, Viridiplantae, Streptophyta, Magnoliopsida, Lamiales, Lamiaceae. Gene Ontology annotation, cellular component: retromer complex. Gene Ontology annotation, biological process: retrograde transport, endosome to Golgi.
AAAUCAAAGUUACUCAUUUACUUCGGCGUCAUCGAUCAAAGGGGAUCUUCCGAUCAAACCCUAAUUCCAACUUCACGAUCAACGUUCGCGCUCAAUUUCUCUCCUUUUCCGGAAGCUCAUCUUCGUCGGCGCCACCUUCCUCCAGCGGCAGCUCGAAUUUCUCUAUUACUCUCGUAUAGAUUGGAGGGAUGGUGCUAGUACUAGCAUUAGGUGAUUUACACAUACCGCACAGGGCACCAGAUCUGCCUGCAAAGUUCAAGUCUAUGCUUGUUCCUGGAAAGAUCCAGCACGUCAUUUGUACUGGAAACUUAUGUAUCAAAGAGGUUCAUGAGUACUUGAAAACUGUUUGUCCAGACUUGCACAUUACUCGCGGUGAAUAUGAUGAGGACUCACGUUAUCCAGACACCAAAACAUUAACAAUUGGCCAGUUUAAGCUUGGUGUAUGCCAUGGUCACCAGGUUAUUCCAUGGGGAGAUCUCGACUCACUUGCCAUGCUCCAGAGGCAGCUAGAUGUAGACAUCCUUGUCACCGGCCACACACACCAAUUCACUGCUUACAAACACGAGGCUGGAGUUGUCAUUAAUCCCGGAUCUGCCACCGGUGCCUUCAGCAGCAUCACUUAUGAUGUCAACCCUAGCUUUGUCCUCAUGGACAUUGAUGGCCUGCGAGUCGUGGUGUACGUUUAUGAACUCAUAGACGGGGAGGUGAAGGUUGACAAGAUUGACUUCAAGAAGACGACAACACCAACAAACUUGCCUCACUAAGCGAAGACAACGCCUCACCAGAGCAUGACGAGUGUCAUGGAUUUCAGUUGUGUAUUCUGCAUUAGGAAUUCGGUAACAUAUUUUCAUUUGAUCGUUUUGUUUUCAAUAUUGGUAAUAGGAUAUGCCCUGGUUUGAAUUAAUGACUGAUGUGAUGAAUAUGAAUAUAUAACUAUCUCCGAUUUAACAGGUUUUCAACAA